This is a messenger RNA of Prorocentrum cordatum, 831 nucleotides long. The record is from the annotation of a GenBank genome assembly. Lineage: Eukaryota; Dinophyceae; Prorocentrales; Prorocentraceae.
AUGCUCGACCGCGCCUGCCCGCUGUGCGAGGCGGGCUCGCCGGUGUUCUGCUUCUGGCCCGCCUCGGCGGGGCCCCCCGUAGGCCUGGGUGGCGCAGCGGGGGCGCCAGCGGCCGUGGAGCCCGCCGUGGAGGCUUCCAGCGUGGAGGAGUUGCUGGCGUGCGGGGAGCCCGGCGAGGAGGAGGAGGCGGCCGUUGCGGCUGAGGGCGGCGGCGGCGGCGGGCGGGCGGGCACCUGCGCGGUGGCGGAUCUGGGCGACGCCACUCCAGCGGAGGAUCCUGGCGCAGAGGGGACGUCGGCGGCCGCCGAGGAGGAGGCGGCCGCUCGGGGCAAGGCCAUCGGCGGGUGGGCGGAUACCAGUCUGGGCGUCGCCGGUCCUGCCGAGGACCCCGGCGCAGAGGCGCCGCUGGCGGCCAGGGCGGCGAGUGGGGAGGGGGAGGCCGCUCAGGGCAAGGGCAAGGGCGGCGGCGGCAGCGGCAAGGAGCCGAUGGGCAUCGAGCCGGGUGCCGCCGCUCCAGAGGAGGCUGUUGGCGCAGAGGGUGCGCUGGCGGGCGGGGAGCCCGCCGAGGAGGUUGCGGCGGCCAGCCAGGGCAGGGAUGUCGGCGGCGGCGGGGAGCGGCGGACGGACACCGACCUGUGCGCAGACGCUGCAGCGGAGGCUGCUAGCGCAGAGGGGGCGCUGGCGGCUGCAGCGCCCGGGGAGGAAGAGGCGGCCACUCAGGGCAGGGACGCUGGCGGCGGCGGAGAGCGGCGGACGGACAUCGACCUUGGCGCAGACGCUCCAGAGGCUGCUUGCGCAGAGGGGGCGCUGUCGGGCGGGGAGCCCGCCGAG